CAAGAAAGACAGAGGAAAGCAACAGCAUCCCAGCCCCAGUCCUUACAGCUCCUCCAUCUGCACAGCGGAGCUGGACGGACCAGCCAGGAUGUGGAGAGCACUGCUACUUAAACUAUUUUUUGUCCUUAUAUGCUGUGUUACAUGGCACCACUCUGAAGGAUGUGAAUUGGGGCAGUUCCGCUGCGGGACAGGUCGAUGUAUCCCCGGUGACUGGCACUGUGACGGGACGUCAGACUGCGUCGAUGACUCUGAUGAGCACGACUGCCCUCAGGUAACGUGUGAUAGCAGCCAUUUCCAGUGUCUGAGUGACGGCGAGUGUAUCCCAAACCUAUGGGUGUGUGAUGAUGAGGAAGACUGUGAGGAUGGCUCAGAUGAGAGACAGCACUGCCCUGGAAGGACAUGCACCAGUGGCCAGUUCAGCUGCAGUAAUGGUGCGUGCAUCCCAGGAGAGUACCAAUGUGACCGUCUGGCAGACUGCUCAGAUGGUUCCGAUGAGAGAAAUUGCCAUUAUCCCGAGUGUACACAGCUGAGGUGUGCCAAUGGGGCCUGCUACAACCGGACCCAGAGAUGUGACCAGAUACUUGACUGCCGCGAUGGCUCUGAUGAGGCAAACUGCACACAGCGCUGCAAUGCGGGCCUGUUUUCAUGUCAUAAUGGGAUGUGUGUCCCUCAACGCUACGUCUGUGACCACGACGAUGACUGUGGAGACCGAAGCGAUGAGCUUAACUGCACAUAUCCUACAUGUAGAGGCAACUACUUCACGUGUCCCAGUGGCCGCUGCAUCCAUCAAGUCUGGCUUUGUGAUGGAGAGGAUGACUGUGAAGAUAAUGCAGAUGAAAAAGGCUGUGAUAAUGUACAACGGGAGUGUUACCCAGGAGAAUGGCCAUGUCCAUCUUCUGGCCUGUGCAUCCCCUUGGAUAAGCUUUGCGAUGGGACGCCUAACUGUCCAGAUGGAGAGGAUGAAACUAACACCGCCGCUGGACGCAACUGCAGUAUUUGGAGAUGUGCCUCCCUGAGCUGUGAGCAUCACUGCCAUGCUUCUCCUGAUGGUGGAACUUGUUCCUGUCCUUCUGGAUACAUUGUCAACAGCAACAACAGUCGCACAUGUAUAGAUUUUGACGACUGUUCUAUGUGGGGCGUGUGCGACCAGCUGUGUGAGGACCGGAUCGGCUCCCAUCGUUGCAGCUGUCGAGAGGGCUACAUCCUGGAGCAGCACAGAUACUGCAGAGCUGAUUCCUCUACUGGAGUCCCUUCCUUGAUAUUUUCUAAUGGCAGAGACCUGCUGAUAGGUGACAUCCAUGGCAACAAUCUGCGCACUUUAGUUAAUUCACAGAACAGAGGGAUUGCAGUGGGAGUCGAUUUUCACUACAAUCUUAAUAUGAUCUUCUGGACGGAUACCAUCCAGAAUAAGGUGUUUUCCGUGGAUAUGGCCGGUUCCAACAUGCAGGUGGUUUUAAAUGUAUCAGUUGACUACCCUGAGAAUUUGGCAGUGGAUUGGGUGAACAAUAAACUGUAUGUAGUGGAGGCCAGCGUCAACAGGAUUGACAUGGUGGACUUUGAUGGAAGUAACCGGGUCACACUCAUCACUGAAAACCUCGGAAACCCUAGAGGACUGGCGGUGGACCCCACUGUCGGGUAUAUGUUCUUCUCAGAUUGGGAGUCACUGAAUGGACAACCGGGCCUGGAGCGGGCCUUCAUGGAUGGAACCAACCGCUAUGGUAUCAUUAGCAGUAAACUGGGCUGGCCAGCUGGUAUCACACUAGACAUAGAAGCUAAGCGCGUCUACUGGGUUGAUAGCCGCUAUGACUACAUUGAAACUGCAACCUAUGACGGCUUGCAUAGAAAAACAGUGGUUCACGGAGGUACUGUGAUCCCUCAUCCAUUUGGCAUCAGUCUGUUUGAGCACAAUGUCUAUUUCACGGACUGGACCAAGAUGGCUGUGAUGAAAGCCAACAAGUUCACGGAUAGCAGCUCUGAAGUGGUUUACAGAACAUCUCAGACCCCACAUGGAGUAGCAGUGAUACAUCAGCUGAAGCAGCCACAAGUUCCAAACCCUUGCAGUGUAGACAGAGGUGGAUGUGAGCAGAUUUGUGUCCUGAGUCACAGGAGUGACAAUGGAGGCCUGGGUUACCGCUGCAAAUGUCGCAUGGGCUACGACCUGCAUGCUGAUGGCAAGCGAUGUUUAGCCGUGAGACAGUUCCUGCUGUUCUCCAGCCAGCUGGCUAUAAGAGGGAUCCCCUUCAACCUCUCUACUCAAGAGGACAUCAUUCUCCCUGUUACUGGAUCCCCCUCCUACUUCGUUGGAGUGGAUUUUAGUGCUGAGGAUGAUGCCAUCUUCUUCUCAGACACAGCCAAAGAUAUUAUCUAUAAACAGAAAGUGGAUGGGACAGGCAGGGAGGUACUGGCAGCCAACAGAGUAGACGGAGUGGAGGACCUGGCUUACGACUGGAUUUCAAAGAACCUCUACUGGACUGACCCCCGAUAUAGAAGCAUAUCCGUCAUGAAGCUAGCUGAUAAGUCCAGGAGGGCCAUCAUUCGUAACCUCAAUAACCCCAGAGCUAUUGUGGUGCAUCCUCUUAUUGGGUAUAUUUUUUGGACUGACUGGUACCGGCCAGCGAAGAUUAUGAGAGCUUGGGGUGAUGGGUCACAUGCGCUGUCUAUCGUAAACACUACUCUUGGUUGGCCAAAUGGCCUAGCUAUCGACUGGAGUUCUAUGCGUCUGUAUUGGGUGGAUGCAUUCUUUGACAAAAUAGAGCACAGCAACUUUGAUGGACGGAACAGACUUUCUUUGGACCGCAUAUCCCAGAUCUCCCAUCCAUUUGGGCUCACCAUUUUUGAAGGCUAUGCAUAUUUCACUGACUGGCGCAUGGGAAGCAUUGUACGUGUGCGCAAGACCGACGGUGGGGAGAUGGUCAUUAUCAGAAGAGGCAUUAGCGGCAUCAUGCAUGUCAAAUCUUUCAACUCCAACUCUCAGAUUGGUUCCAACCUCUGCAACAGGCCAGCAAAUCCUAAUGGAGACUGCAGCCACUUCUGCUUCCCAGCCCCAGACUCGCAGAGGGUGUGUGGCUGCCCAUAUGGCAUGAAGCUGUCGCCAGACCAACGGGCUUGUGUGGAGGACCUUUCCAAUGAGCCCCCCACACUGCAGUGCGGGGCCAACUCUUUCUCCUGUGGCAACGGCAAAUGCAUCCCAAACAGCUACAGAUGCGAUGGUGUUGAUGAUUGCCAUGACAACAGUGAUGAAGUCAACUGUGGCAUUAAUAACACCACUUGUUCCCCCUCUGCGUUCACCUGUGCCAAUCAGCGCUGCGUGCCUGCAGGAUGGCGCUGUGAUGGGCAAAAUGACUGUUUUGAUAACAGCGAUGAGAUCAACUGCCCAACACACGUGCCUGGAACGUGCCCUGCCAAUCAGUUUACCUGCGCCAACCACCGCUGCAUCCCACACACCUGGCGUUGCGACACUGAUAACGACUGUGUCGAUGGUUCGGAUGAAGUUGAUUGCAAUCUGGGAAACACGUGCCAUCCGGGACAGUUUCAGUGUCCAGACCACCGCUGUAUAGAUCCUAACUAUGUCUGUGAUGGAGACAGGGACUGUGUGGAUGGGGCGGAUGAGCAGGGAUGCAUAUACAACUGCACCAUGAAUGAGUUUAAGUGCUCCAGGGGUCACCAGUGUAUCAACUCCUACUACCGAUGUGAUGGAGUCUUUGACUGCAGCGAUCGCUCAGAUGAGCAGAACUGUCCUACCAGGCCCCCAGGGAUGUGCCACCAUGAGAGUGAGUUUCAGUGUCAAUCAGACGGAAGCUGCAUCCCAUCUUCAUGGGAGUGUGACGGUCAUCCAGACUGCGAGGAUGGCAGUGACGAGCACCACGCCUGCCCACCUCGCACCUGCCCCUCCUCGCUGUUCCGUUGCGAUAACGGAAACUGCGUGCUUCGCAGUUGGAUUUGCGAUGGGGACAACGACUGCAGGGACAUGAGUGAUGAAAGAGACUGUCCCACACCACCUUUCCGGUGUCCAAGCUGGCAGUGGCAGUGUCCCGGCCACAGUGUGUGCAUAAACCUCACCACAGUGUGCGACAACACUCCUGACUGCCCCAACGGUGCUGACGAGUCUCCCCUUUGCAAUGAACCUUUGCCAGAUCAGGAGAGCUGCUCAGACAACAAUGCUGGUUGCACCCAUGGAUGUAUCCAAGGUCCAUUUGGGGCCCAGUGCACAUGCCCUGUGGGUUAUCAGCUUAGCAAUGACUCCAAAACUUGUGAGGACAUUGAUGAAUGUAAUCCCCCUGGACUGUGUAGCCAGCACUGCUUUAAUGAGAGAGGCUCUUUCCGCUGCCACUGCCAGGAUGGUUACACUCUUGAAGCAGACCAGCGUACCUGCAAGGCCUCAGAUUCUCGUCAGGCUUUCCUGUUGGUGGCAAGUCGGAAUCAGAUUGUGCAAGAUGACAUUACCACCCAACCCAACGUAGUCCGGUCCCUUGUUCGAGAUGGACGCAACAUUGUGGCCCUAGAUUUUGACUCGGUCACUGAGCGGGUCUACUGGUCUGAUACGAGCCAGGACAGAAUCUGGAGUGCUCACAAAAAUGGCAGCGACAGAGUCGUGAUAUUCGACAGUGGAGUUACUGUGACAGAGAGCCUGGCUGUGGACUGGGUGGGGAGGAACUUGUACUGGACUGACUACAUCCUGGAGACAAUUGAAGUGUCUAAACUGGACGGCACCCACCGAACUGUGUUAGUGAGUGAAAAUGUAACCAACCCCCGAGGUCUAGUGCUGGACCCGAGAGACAGUGCUCACCUGAUGUUCUGGACCGACUGGGGGAGGAACCCCCGCAUCGAGAGGGCCAGCAUGGAUGGAAAGCAAAGAACUGUUAUCAUAAGCAGCAAACUGUACUGGCCUAAUGGUCUAACCAUAGACUACCCAAACAAUUUGUUGUACUUUGCCGAUGCCUACUUGGAUUUCAUUGACUACUGCGAUUAUAACGGCAACAACAGGAAGCAAGUCUUGGCCAGUGACCUGGUACUGCAACACCCCCACGCAAUUACCAUUUUUGAGGAUUUUGUGUAUUGGACCGACAGAUACAUCAACCGUGUGAUGCGAGCUCAUAAGUGGCAUGGGGAGAACCAGACAGUGAUGCUGUUCAACCUCCCUCAGCCCAUGGGUCUGGUGGCAGUGCACCCAGCCAGGCAGCCAGCAGGGGAAAAUCACUGCUUGAGGAGCUCCUGCACUCAUAUCUGCCUCCUGUCUGCUGUGGGACCGAGGUAUUACUCGUGUGCCUGCCCCUCAGGCUGGAUGCUGGCAGCGGACCAAAUCACCUGCACCAGAGUUGAGGAUCCGUUCCUGGUGGUUGUGAGAGACAGCAUCAUCUAUGGCAUUUCCUUGAACCCAGAUGACAAGAGUAAUGAUGCCAUGGUUCCUGUUGCUGGGCUUCAAAAUGGCUACGAUGUCGAUUUUGAUGACAAUGAACAGACCAUCUACUGGGUGGAGCACCCAGGUGAGAUCCACAGGGUGAAGUCAGAUGGCACUAACAGGACAGAGUUUGCCCCUGCAGCCAUUCUUGGCUCCCCGGUUGGGCUGGCCUUGGACUGGAUAACAGAGAAUCUGUACUACACCAAUCCAGCUACACAGUCUAUUGAGGUCUUAAAGCUGAGGGGGGAGGUACAGUACCGGAAAACUCUAAUCACAAAUAACGGCUCUCCAACUGGCGCUGGUAGUCCUGUUGGCAUUGCCGUGGACCCAGCACGUGGCAAACUGUACUGGACAGACCAGGGAACCGAGAGUGGCAUCCCUGCCAAGGUGGCAUCUGCAGACAUGGAUGGCUUGAACUCUGUCACCCUGUUCACCAACAAUCUUGAUCACAUUGAGUUCAUCACUGUGGACAUCCGAGAGAACAAGCUAUACUGGGCUGUAACAAGCACCGGCGUGAUUGAACGUGGCGAUCCCGACGGAAGCAACCGGAUCACCAUAGUGACAGGCCUGUCGCACCCCUGGGGUGUGGCUGUCUAUCAGAACUACCUCUAUUACACUGACCGCAACUUUGAGGUGAUAGAGCGUGUGGACAAGUCCACUGGAGCCAACAAGGUCGUGAUGCGAGACAACGUGUCUGGACUCAGAGUUCUGAAAGUUCAUUUUCGAGAGACCUCUGCAGGUACAUCUAAUGGCUGCACAAACAACGUGGGAGCGUGCGAACAGCUCUGUCUGCCUCGGCCACAGAGUCUGUUCACCUGUGCAUGUGCCACAGGUUUUAAAGUUAAUGCCGACAACAGGACCUGCUCUCCCUACCAGUCUUACGUCGUCAUCUCCACUCUAUCUGCUAUUAAAGGCUUCAGUCUGGAAGGGUCAGACCACUCUGAGGCCAUGGUGCCAGUAGCUGGAAGAGGCCGUAAUGCUUUACACAUUGAUGUCCACAUGGCUUCUGGUUUCAUCUACUGGUGUGACUUCAGCAGCACUGUGGCGAUACAGAACGGGGUCAGGCGAAUCAAGCCAGAUGGCUCAGGAUUACGUAGCAUUGUGACAUCUGGAAUCGGACGCAACGGGAUACGAGGCAUUGCUGUCGACUGGGUGGCAGGGAAUUUGUAUUUCACCAAUGCCUUCCUGACUGAGACAUAUGUUGAGGUGCUCCACCUGAACACAACUUUCCGUAGGGUGCUGCUCAAGACCCAGGUGGACAUGCCACGCCACAUCGUCGUAGACCCCAGAAACAGAUACUUAUUUUGGGCUGAUUAUGGUCAGAACCCCAAAAUUGAGCGAGCGCUCUUGGAUGGAACCAAUCGCACAGUUUUAGUAUCUUCAGGGAUCAUCACGCCUCGAGGCCUUGCUCUGGACUUUCAAACUGGUUAUGUUUACUGGGUCGAUGACUCUCUGGAUAUGAUUGCUCGAGUCAGCCCCCAAGGAGGGGAGACGGAAAUAGUCAGGUAUGGCAGCCGCUACCCAACUCCUUACGGGAUUACAGUGUUUGAGAAUAGCAUCCUGUGGGUGGACAGAAACCUGAAGAAGGUGUUCCAAGCAAGCAAAGUGCCAGGAAACACAGAGCAGCCAGCUGUCAUUAGAGACAAUAUCAAUAUGCUGAGGGACAUUACCAUCUUUGACCAGCGAACCCAGCCCACUAGUGCACAAGUGCUUAACUACAACCCCUGCCUGGAAGCCAAUGGAGGCUGUGCCCACUUCUGCUUUGCUCUUCCAGGUUCUAAUGCAGGCAGUCAGAAUAAAAAAUGCAGCUGUGCUUUUGGGAAUCUUGGAGCAGAUGGAGAAAGCUGUGUGGUGUCAAGGGACGAUUACCUUAUCUAUACUACAGAGAGCACUGUCCGGAGUCUGCGACUCGAUCCGGAUGACCACGCGCUCCCCUUCCCUGUCGUUAAUGUGCCUCGUACUUCCGUGGCACUGGAUUUUGACAUCGUGGACAGAAGGAUUUACUUCACCCAGAGCUCCGGUGCAGGAUCAAGCAAGAUCAGCUACAUCAGCCUGUCCUCUCCCAUCUCGGCUCCUGUAGUGGUGGCUUCAGAUCUCGGUGCUCCUGAUGGCAUUGCUUAUGACUGGAUAAACAGAAGAAUUUACUACAGUGACUAUGUCAACCAGAGCAUUAGCUCUAUGUCUGUUGAUGGCUCCCAAAGAACUAUAAUUGCUCAUGUGUCCAGGCCAAGGGCCAUCAUGUUAGAUCCCUGCAGGGGAUACAUGUAUUGGACAGACUGGGGAACCCAUGCAAAGAUUGAGCGUGCCACCUUAGGUGGAAACUUCAGAAUAGAGAUCGUGAACAGUAGUCUUGUGUGGCCCAAUGGCCUGACCCUGGACUAUGAAGAAGAGAGGCUCUAUUGGGCAGAUGCCAGCUUACAGAAGAUUGAGCGAUCCUCUCUUACUGGUUCCAACCGUGAAGUUAUUGUCAGCACAGCCAUCUACCCUUUUGCUAUGACCAUGUUUGGCCAGUUCAUCUAUUGGACUGACUGGAACACCCGCAGCAUCUACCGAGCCAACAAACACGAUGGUUCUGACCAGAGGGUUAUGAUCCAGAACCUUCCAUCUCGACCAAUGGACAUCCACGUUUUAGCUGGCAGAAAGCAGCAGCAGUGUGACAGUCCCUGCCAGCAGUUUAAUGGAGGUUGCAGCCACAUCUGUAGUCCAGGACCUAAUGGAGCUGAGUGUCAGUGUCCAUCAGAGGGCCGCUGGUACCUCGCCGACAACAAACACUGUAUCCCUGAUAAUGGCACUCGCUGCCAGCCAGGGCAGUUCGCCUGCAUGAAUGGCCGCUGUAUUCGAGCCCAGUGGAAAUGUGACAACGACGACGAUUGUGGAGAUGGAAGUGACGAGUUAGAAAGAGUCUGUGCCUUCCACACCUGUGAGCCUACCGUGUUUACUUGUGGCAAUGGGCGAUGCGUGCCCUACCACUACCGCUGCGACCAUUACGAUGACUGCAGGGACAAUAGCGAUGAAGUGGGCUGUCUGUUCAGACCUUGUGACCCUAACACAGAGUUUGCUUGUAACAACGGACGCUGCAUUGCAAAGGACUAUGUUUGCAAUGGUAUCAACAACUGCUACGACAACGGCACAUCUGAUGAACAAAACUGCCCGGAGAGAACCUGCCAGCCAGAGCAAACAAAAUGUCAGUCUACCAACAUUUGCAUCCCACGCUCGUAUCUGUGUGAUGGAGACAAUGACUGUGGGGAUAUGAGUGAUGAGAGUCCUACACACUGUGCUGAAUCCACAUGUUCCCAGAGCGAGUUCCGUUGCUCGAGUGGCCGCUGCAUCCCCGCCCACUGGUACUGUGAUGGAGGGGCUGACUGCAGUGACGGCUCUGAUGAACCCCUCUCCUGCACCACAUUGAUCCGAACCUGCAACACAGACCAGUUUCGCUGCGAUGAUGGCCGGUGCAUUGCCUCGUCCUGGAUCUGUGAUGGGGACAAUGACUGUGGUGACAUGAGUGAUGAAGACCAGAGACAUAACUGUGCCAAUCGCACGUGUUCAAGUGCAGAGUUCACAUGUGUGAACAACAGGCCACCUCAGCGGAAAUGUAUUCCCCGUGACUGGGUGUGUGAUGGAGAUGCGGACUGUGCGGAUGCUUUAGAUGAGCGUCAAAACUGCACGCGCAGGUCCUGCGGCAUCAACGAGUUCACCUGUAAUAAUGGUCUCUGCAUACGCAGCUCUUACAGGUGCGACCGUCGUAACGACUGUGGAGACAGCAGCGAUGAGCAGGGCUGCACGUACCAGCCUUGCCAGCAACAUCAGUUCACCUGCCAGAACGGCCGCUGCGUGUCACGUGACUUUGUCUGCGAUGGCGACAACGACUGCGGGGAUGAGUCCGAUGAGCUGGAGCACAUGUGCCACACGCCAGCACCCACCUGCCCCCCAGGAGACUUCAAAUGUGAGAAUGGUCACUGUAUCUCCUUGAGCCAGGUGUGUGACAGGAGUGAUGACUGCUCUGACAACAGCGACGAGAAAGGAUGCGGUAUCAAUGAGUGCACAGACCCAUCCAUUCACCACUGCGAUCACAAUUGCACCGACACACCUACUAGCUUCAUAUGCACCUGUCGUCCUGGCUACCGCCUCAUGUCUGAUGGCAAAACAUGCGACGAUGUCGACGAGUGCACAGAGACCCCCAGCGUGUGCAGUCAACUCUGUGAAAACACAGUUGGUUCCCACAUGUGCAAGUGUGCUCCAGGUUUCCUCCGAGAGCCGGAUGGGCGCAGCUGCCGUCAAAACAGCAACAUUUCACCGUACCUGAUCUUCAGCAACCGCUACUAUCUGAGGAACCUGUCAACAGAUGGGGCGGCCUAUUCUCUCAUUCUGCAGGGCCUGACCAGUGUGGUGGCCAUGGACUUUGAUCGCGUUGACAAGCGUCUCUAUUGGAUUGAUGUGAGCCGCAGAGUGAUAGAAAGGAUGUAUAACAAUGGCAGUAACAGAGAGGUGGUGGUUAAUGGAGUUUUGCAUGGGGAGGGCCUCGCAGUUGACUGGGUAGCCAGGAAACUCUACUGGGUGGACAGCUUCCUGGAUUGUCUCAAAGUGUCUGAACUGGAUGGUCGCUUUGUCAAGAAACUAGCUGAACACUGCGUGGAUGCCAAUAACACCUACUGCUUUGAAAACCCCAGAGGCAUUGUGUUGCAUCCCAAAUAUGGAUUUGUGUACUGGACAGACUGGGGAGACAAAGCCUUUAUAGGUCGUGUUGGAAUGGAUGGAACCAACAAAUCGGCCAUCAUCACCACAAAGAUCGAGUGGCCCAACGGUAUUACAAUCGACUACACAAACGACAGGCUCUACUGGUCCGAUGCUCACCUCAACUACAUUGAGUACUCUGACUUGGAUGGUCAGCACAGACACACGGUGUACGACGGAGACUUGCCUCACCCGUUUGCCCUGACUGUGUUUGAGGACACUGUAUAUUGGACUGACUGGAACACGCGCACGGUGGAGAAAGGCAACAAAUACGGCGGCUCCGGCCGUCAAGUACUCGUUAACACCACACACAGACCAUUUGACAUCCACGUGUACCAUCCUUACAGGCAGCCUAUUGUAAACAACCCCUGUGCGGUGAACAAUGGAGGCUGUUCACACCUGUGCUUGAUCAGUCACGGGGGGCGAGAACACACCUGUGAGUGCCCAGACCAUUUCCUGACAAUUCAAAUAGGAGGUGUGACCCGAUGCCUUCCCAUGUGCACCAGCACCCAAUACAGAUGUGCUAACAAUGAACGGUGCAUUCCUAUUUGGUGGAAAUGCGAUGGGCAGGCGGACUGCAGGGACGGCUCAGACGAGCCCUCCACCUGUCCGUCUCGGCAUUGCAGGCUUGGUCAGUUUCAGUGCAAUGAUGGAAACUGCACCAGUCCGCACUUUUUGUGUAACGCCAACCAGGACUGUCACGACGGAUCAGAUGAAGACGCUGUGCUCUGUGCUACACACAUGUGUGAGUCACACCAGUGGCAGUGUGCAAACAAGCGCUGCAUCCCUGAGUCGUGGCAGUGCGAUGGUGAGGACGACUGUGGCGAUCAGUCCGAUGAGGACCCUGCACACUGCUCCUCCAGGACCUGUCGCCCUGGACAGUUUAAGUGCCGCAAUGGACGCUGCAUCCCACAGAGCUGGAAAUGUGAUGUAGAUGAUGAUUGUGGUGACAAUUCUGACGAACCGCUGGAAGAAUGCAUGGGACCAGGAUAUCGCUGUGACAACCAUACAGAGUUUGCCUGCAGGACGAACUACCGCUGCGUGCCGCUUUGGUCUGUUUGCAACGGCCACAAUGACUGCAGAGACAACAGUGAUGAACAGGGCUGUGAUGAACUGAGCUGUGAUCCUAACGGAGACUUUCGCUGUGACAACCACCGCUGUAUCCCACUGAGAUGGAGGUGUGACGGAGAUGACGACUGUGGGGACAGUUCAGACGAGCGCAGCUGCACACCACGCGCAUGCACGGAGAGCGAGUAUCGCUGUGAUAAUCUGCGCUGCAUUCCCGACCGUUGGGUCUGUGACCAUGACAACGACUGCGAGGACAACUCGGAUGAAAGGGACUGUGAGUUGCGGAUCUGUCAUCCUGGCUACUUCCAGUGCGGCAGUGGACACUGUAUCGCUGAACGUUUCAAAUGCGAUGGGAAUGCUGACUGUCUGGACUACACGGAUGAGACGUCAUGCCCAACCCGCUAUCCCAAUGGCACAUACUGCCCCCAAUUCAUGUUUGAAUGCAAGAACCACAUUUGUGUCCCGCCUCACUGGAAAUGUGAUGGAGACAAUGACUGCGGAGACAACUCAGAUGAGGAGCUUCAUCUCUGCUUGGACAUCCAAUGUGAGGCUCCGUUUCGUUUUCACUGUGACAAUAACCGCUGCAUCUACAGCCACGAGCUGUGUAACUCAGUUGAUGACUGCGGUGAUGGCUCUGAUGAGAGGCAGGAAAACUGUCAAAAGCCAACACAUGGACCUUGUACAGAUGAUGAGUACAAAUGCAGUAACGGACAGUGUAUCCCUCUUCAGUACGCCUGUGACGAUUAUGACGACUGUGGAGAUCAAUCUGAUGAACUUGGCUGUCACCAAACCAGUGGGCACUCAUGCAGUGCUAACAUCUGUGAACACAACUGUACAGACCUGACAGGAGGAGGGUUCCUCUGCUCCUGCAGACCUGGAUAUAAGCCCAAAUCAACAGAAAGACACAACUGUGAAGAUGUGAAUGAGUGUGAGGUGUAUGGGACGUGUCCACAGGACUGCAAAAACACAAAGGGCAGCUAUGAGUGUUUCUGUGCUGAUGGCUUUCUUUCUUUUGGCGAGCCCCAUGGGACUGAGUGUGCUGCUCAAGGAAACCCGCCAGUGAUGCUUUUGCCAGACAAUGUUCGCAUCCGUCGGUAUAACCUGUCCUCUGAGCAGUAUUCAGACUAUGUAGACAACACCGAGCACAUCCAAGCCUUGGACUACCUGUGGGAUCCAGACGGUCAAGGCCUGAGUAUUGUGUACUGGACAGUUCUGGGUCGGGGAUCUCAGUUUGGCUCUAUCAAACGUGCCUAUAUGACCACAUUCAAUGAUUACGGCAACAACCCGGUGAAAGAAGUGGACCUGAAUCUGCGCUACAUUGCCAAUCCUGAUGGUAUCGCUGUGGACUGGGUUGGGAGGCACAUUUACUGGACGGAUGCUGGGACCAAUCGAAUUGAAGUGGCCAAACUUGAUGGACGGUACAGGAAGUGGUUAAUCCACACUGAUCUCGACCAGCCAGCUGCCAUUGUUGUGAACCCAUCACUCGGGAUGAUGUACUGGACAGACUGGGGCAGGAACCCCAGGAUAGAGUCCGCAUGGAUGGACGGUCAGCACAGACAGGUGUUGGUACAGAAGGAGGACCUGGGCUGGCCUACUGGUUUGACUGUGGACUAUCUGAAUGGAAACAGAAUCUAUUGGUGUGACUCCAAAGAAAACAUUAUUGAAUCCAUGAAGCCUGAUGGCACAGACAGGAGAAUCGUCAUAUCAGGAGACAUAGGACAUCCCUACAGUGUGGAUGUCUUUGAGGGACAUGUGUACUGGACAACAAAAGACAAAGGUGAAGUGUGGAGGAUAAACAAGUUCGGGAGAGGAAACAAAGUCAAAGUUCUAACCAUAAACCCUUGGCUGACACAAAUCCGAAUUUACCAGGAGCACCGACACAAUCAGUCAGUGUCCAACCCUUGUAAGAAUGUGUGCAGUCACCUGUGUCUUCUUCGACCUGGUGGAUACACCUGUGCCUGCCCGCAAGGCUCCUCUCCGGUGGAGUUUGACUCCAACGAAUGUGACGCAGCCAUUGAGGCUCCUGUUGCAAUGCCGCUUGCAUGUAGAUGCAUGAAUGGUGGAACCUGCUACACUGAUGAAGGGGGCCUGCCCAAGUGCAAAUGUCCUUAUGGCUAUGUGGGCAGCUACUGUGAGAUGGGAAAGUCGAGGGGUGCUCCAGCAGGAACAGCUGUGGCUGUUCUAUUGGCUGUCAUUAUCAUCCUGAUUACUGGAGGUUUGGCUGUUGGAGUUUUCCUCAACUACAAACGAACAGGCUCUUUCAUCCCCUCCAUGCCCAAACUACCCAGCCUCAGCAGCUUGGUGAAAUCCGCUGACACUGGGAAUGGGGUGACGUUUCGGUCGGGUGAUAAUGUGGAUCUCGGACCCUCACACAUUGGAGUGUCAUUCAUUGACACAGGCAUUCAGAUGGAUGAUAAUUUUGCCAUGGAGGUUGGGAGGCAGCCGAUUACAUUUGAGAACCCGCUGUAUGCCACUGGUCAUGUGUCCGGGGACCCUGCUGUUAUUCAUGCCACGCAGGUGACUGUGAAUGUGAGCGGUGAUCAGCGGGAGAACAACUUUGCAAACCCGGCUUACCGUGGAGACCCGAGCGUAGGCGUGGUGAACACGUCUACCGUCAGCACCCAACCUGUCCAUGAGUCAAAGUGGAGCUUAUUCAAACGAAAAUUAAAGCCAAGCACCACGUUUGAAAACCCUUCAUAUUCAGAGAUGAGGGAUGAAAAGCCCGUAGGAAGCAGCGGGGACACUUCUGCCCCUGAGCCAUCUCCGUUUGCCCCUCAGAAGAGGGAUCGCCCCAACACCUUCUCGCCUACCGAGGACAGCUUCAAAGACACGGCCAACCUCGUUAAAGAGGACAGCGACGUAUAACCCCUCUCUCGUGGACGGGAAUCGAAAAAAGAAACACACUUUGCACAGAAUUUAUUUUUUUAUGCAGCCUGUGUACAAAACUCAAAUCGUUUUAGGAGAGAGAAGUACAUUUCUAUAGAACGAAGAAAAACGUCUUCCGUGACUAUGCCUUCUGACAUUUCUUAUGCCAAUUUUGUGUUUAUGUUUUUUUUGUUUCUUUAUCCUGAUGUACGAUAUGUAUAUCUUUGCACUGAAGCUGCUGAUAGAAAUGUUAAUAAAUAUGUUGUAUAUUUGUAAAUUUGAACAGUAAGAUUUUUUUUCAGAAAUAUUCUGGAAUAGAUCCUAAAUAGUUCGGCGUAAAGAAAAUAACACGUAUAAAAGGCGAGCUGCAUUGUGAAUGUACAAAAUGAUCAAAGGAAAUUGGAGAAAUGCGAUGGGUAAUAAUAUCUGUUUCACCACUGAAUACAUACCUCAUUUCACGGCUUAAUUGAAGCAAGACAGAUUCGACUUUAUAUCUCUUCAGUAUGUGCUCCAAUAUAAACAGAUGCAUGGGCUUAAAUACGUGUGCAAAGCAUACUUUCAUCCUUCUUAAUCAAACUCAUUUUUACCUUACAUCACCUUUGCGACUAUUGUUUUUUAGUGAUAUUACUGGAAUGAAUAAUGGCCAAAUUAGUUUGGAACAGUACUUGAAUGUGCCCAAGUCUAUUGCGUGGAUAUGUAGUUGAUCAUCUUAAAGAGCAAUAUACGACCCAAGAAUGCAGAUGUAGACAUUUUCUAAAAAGUUCUUUACAGAUUGAUCUAUGUUGUAUCAUAAUGAGGACAAAUAAAAAAUGUUAUCUGUGAGGAAAUGUCCAAAUGGAUUCAAUUUCUGCUGCUGAGACGUGCAUGAAUAAAUUUCUUAUUUUGUAA
Oreochromis aureus is the source of this 14950-nucleotide messenger RNA. It is a transcript of the gene lrp2a, whose product is annotated as low density lipoprotein receptor-related protein 2a. Gene Ontology annotation, molecular function: calcium ion binding; protein binding. The record is from RefSeq and is a predicted model, not a curated record. The transcript has 79 exons. NCBI's taxonomy places the organism in Eukaryota, Metazoa, Chordata, Actinopteri, Cichliformes, Cichlidae. The coding region runs from base 89 to 14062 and encodes 4657 amino acids.